UCUCGGCUCCCCGCUCCCUCCGCGGCUGCUCCGGCUCAGGGCGCGCGCAGCCACAGCGCCCGCAGAGGCCCGGGCCCCCAGCGGCACGUGCGGCGUCCUCGCGGGUGCGCCGCCGCCGCCGCCGCAGGACGAGCUUCCGGAGGCGAUGCCGCCGCCGCGGGCCAGCCAAGGCGACUCCGCCGGAGGCCUCAUCAUCCAGGUGGAUGACUCGAGGCCCCUGAAGGACGCCUUCGAGGCAGCUCUUGGCGAUGGCCGCUUCGAGGCGGCGGUCGCCGAGGCGCUGGCAGCAGCGCAGCCAGCGCAGGCCGCAGCACCCGUGGCGCAGAUGGGAGAGAGCGUGAGGGCUUCCGACAAGAGGCGCCAUGCGAAGGGGCAGGAGCUGGAUGAAGGGAAAGCUAUGCCAACUGGGCCAGAGGCCGAAGUAGUGGCCCUCAGGCGUCGCGCACAGGAAGCCUUCUCCAAGGCAGCGGUGGCUGCGGCCGCGCACGACGACGCACCUGCCACGCCAGAGGCCGGGCUCGCGGCCGACAGAGGCCUUGUGCGGGACGCCUUCGAGGCAGCCCUUGGCGAUGGUCGUUUCGAGGCAGCGCUCGCUGGGGCCGCGCGCGACGACAGACCAGCCAGGCCAGAGGCCAGGGCCGUUGUCUUCAGGCGCCGUGCGCAGAAUGGUGUCGAGGCAGCUCUUAACGAUGGUCGCUUCGAAGAAGCGUUGGCUGUGGCCGAGCCCCUGGCCCUCAGAGCAUGUGUGCGGGACCUCCUCGAGAAGGCCAUGGGCGAUGGUCGCCUUGAGGCAACCUUGACUCCUGCCGCGCACGACGACACACCGGUCCGACCAGCGACCGAUGUUGUGGACGUCAGACGUGUUUUUCGGGACGGUUUCGAAGCAGCCCUUCGCAAAGGUCAUUUCGAGGCGGCGUUUUCUUCGACACGACGUGGCGACGCAUCCACCAGGCCUGAGGCCGGGGUAGUCGCGCGCGACGACGCACCGGCCAGGACAGAUGCCGAGGUCGCGGCCCUGAGACAUCGAGUGCAGGACGGUGUCGAGGCAGCUCUUGGCGAUAGUCGCUUCGAGGAAGCGUUGGCUGUGGCCGCACACGGCGGCGGGGAUGGUGGCCAGCAAGAGUGGGCGGGACUGCCGCAAAGGAAGGUCUCAUGGCACUGGCACUGCCUCAAGAGCAGCGCUACCACCGACACCGCGGGCCAGCGACAGCGAAGCAUCCCUUCCGCACAGGCACUAGCGCAGCCAGCGCAUGCGGGAGAGGGCGCGACUUUCAGGGCAUGUGUGCAGGAACUCUUGAAGGCAGCCCUUGUUGAUGGUCGCCUCGACGCGGCAACUGCUGUGAACCCGCGCGACGGCAGACCGACCAUGCCGGAGGCUGAGGUCGCCACUUUGAGACUCCGUCGGCAGGACGCCUUCGAGGUAUCCCUUGACGAUGGUCGCCUCGAGGCAGUGCCGGCGGCGCUAGACCGCGACAGCGGAAGAGACGCUGCCAAGCAGGCUGACCAGCAAGAGUGGGAGGCGAUGCCUCCGAAGAGGAGCUCGGUGAGGCUCCUGGCCAGCUCGCGGGUGGAGCCGCUGUCCGAGUUGAACUCGCAGGGUGGAGGCUCGGCCGAGGAGGCCGCGCACAGUGCAGCCGACAAGGACAGGGCGAGGUCGGUGCCGAAGGCAGAUCCGAUCGAGCGGACGAGAGAGGAGGUGACGGCCAGCAUUAAAGACAGGACAAGCAGGGCCGCAGCGAUGCCGAAGGCGACUCCGACGUGCAGAGGAAGGGCGGAGGCAUGCGUGGCACCCACGGGCCUCGCAAGAGGUGCGCGGGCCGGCGCGGCUGCUGGCCAGUCGCCGCGGGCGCCCGCCACGCACGUGCUGCGGGCGGCGGCUCGGCAGGGCAGCGCGGCCCUCGGCGAUGUCAACCCACGAGGCCGGCUGUGCGCCUGGCAGCGCCCUGGCCAGAAGUCGUGGGCGCCGCCGACGAAGAAGCCCGCGCCCGCACCUCCGCCCGCCCGUGCACUGCCCGGGAGACCUGCCCGUGCAUCGCCGCGUGGCCACCCGUCGCCGCCGCCCACGCCGACGGUGGCGCCGUCGCGAGCGGGCGGGCCGCCCGCGGUCGCGGCGCGGUGGACGCACUGCGACCGGCAGAUCGAGAGCCUGGAGGCCGAGCUCCUGGCGAAGAGCGGCAGGGUGCAGCAGCUCGAGCAGGCGAUGCACGCGAGGCUGGAGGAGCCGCGGCCACGUGGCCCCAGCGGCGCCACGGGCGUGGGCCCUGCGGGCGCGGGCGCCGCGGCGCUCUUCCAGGCGCUCGGCCACAGAGUUGCUGGGCACCUCUCGGUCCGGCUGCUGCGCCUGUCGUGGCUGCUCUCCCGGCCCGGGCAGCCCGCGGCGCUGCCCUGCCGCCAGGCGCUGCCGGAGGAGGCCUUCGUCGGCGCCGAGGAGCUCGAGCGGGUGUGGGAGGCCAGCGGCUACGGCGGCGCCGUGGACGGAGCGCUGCCCGUCGUCGCGUUCUCCCUGUGCUGGGACACGCCGCAGCACCCAGACCCCGAGGGGGUCCAGCUCGGCCUGGCGACGCGCGCGCUGGCCCGGCAGGCGAGCAGGUACAGGCGAGCGUGCGGCAGCUUCGGCGGCUUCUCCGAGGUGGGCGUCUUCUGGGACUGGGGCUCCCUCCUGCAGGAGCGCCCCGUGGAGCCGGCGGUAGAGCCUGCACCCGAGGAGCCCCAGGGCAUGGGACAGCGUGCGGGAGGAGCCUCCCGCACGCCCGAGGAGAAGGAAGCCUACGACUACGCGCUUCGCGAGACCAUGGAUUUGUGGUAUGCCCACGCAGGGACGACCGUCUUCUUGCUCACGCAGCAUCCCAAGGAGCGCCGAUGCACGCGCGAGAACGGCCACGAGGCGUCGGGCUGGACGACCUUCGAGAGGUGCUCCGCCGAGCUGGUCAAGCGGACGCGCAGGCACGAGGCCGGCUGGAAGGCCGUGGUGGAGCUGGCCGGCGCUGCCGACGUGCGUGCAGCGGAGCGCCGCUGGCCCGUCGGCCCCGACGAGUUCGACGAGCUCAUCGAGGCCCGGGCGUUCUCGGUCGCCACCGACCGGCACGUGGUGAAGGGGCUGUUCCGGAGGACGUGCGAGAGCCAGUUGAGCGUCGCCGAGGCCCUGGACCUCGAGGGCAUGCGGCCGCCCACGGCGCGCGAGGCGGCCGGGCUCGGCGGCUGCCUGGCGCUGUGCGCCCGGCUGCGGGCCCUGGAGCUCCACGGCACCCCGCUGUCGGAGGCGGCCUGCGCCGCCCUGUUCGGGCGACUGCCGCAGGGCGCGCUGCCCUCUGUGCGGCGGCUGGUCCUGAGCGGCAGCGAGCUGGGUGCGGCUGGCCUCCAGGCCCUCCUCGCCUCGCUGGCGCAGGAGGCC
This is a messenger RNA of Prorocentrum cordatum, 3391 nucleotides long. Lineage: Eukaryota; Dinophyceae; Prorocentrales; Prorocentraceae. The record is from the annotation of a GenBank genome assembly.